ACACUUUUUUUCGUCUCCGACCAGGAAGCAUAGCCAACAACAAUCAAGUCGCAUACCCUUUCAUUAUGUAGCUUUACGUGUCAGUCUAUUCGCGGUCUAUGCGUUUGAUUAUGAUACAGAAUACUUGUUAUUGUAUCAUGUUAUGUUAUCGUUGUGCUGUCAUGUGAUCCUUGGUGACAGUUCAUUGAAUAACCCAACUAGCCAUCCUCACUCGCCUUGUGGUCGCCGCUCCCGAAACGCUCGUGGUGGUUUUAUAUUUAGAGGCAGCAGCAGCCAUGAGCGGGGAAGCCGAGGCUCUGCUGGUCGUGAACCAGCUGCGGGAUCUGGCUGCAGACCCCAUGAACCGGAGAGCAAUCGUCCAGGACCAAGGCUGCUUGCCCGGACUCAUCCUGUUCUUGGACCAUCCCAACCCGCAAGUCGUUUACUCUGCCCUGCUUGCGCUGAGGUACUUGGCAGAAUGUCGUGCCAACAGAGAGAAGAUGGAGGGUGAGCUGGGCAUGAUGCUGAGCCUCCAGAACGUCAAACAGAAAUCCACCACCCCGGGGGAGACGAAGCUUCUGGCCUCGGAGGUAUACGAGCUGCUCCAGGCAUCCAGCGGGCCAGAGUCCGACCGGGCUGAAGGAGCUCCGUCUGGUAGGAGGAAAGCCCAGUUCUUUCUGGGCUCCACCAACAAGCGGGCCAAGACAGUGGUAUUGCAUAUAGACGGGCUGGAUGACUCUAGUCGCAGGACUCUGUGCGAAGAGGCCCUGCUGAAGAUCCGCGGGGUUAUUAGUUUCACCUUUCAGAUGGCUGUCAAGAGGUGCAUCGUUCGAAUCCGCUCCGACCUCAAGGCGGAGGCGCUGGCGUCGGCCAUUGCCUCUACCGAAGUUCUGACAGCCCAGCAGGUGGUGAAGGGAGAGAAUGGCCAAGAGAUUUUGAUCCCCUUCACGGAGGACGGCUCUCUACAGGUGGAGCAGAACGUGGACCUGCCGGACUAUCUGCCCGAGGAGGAGGCCCAGGCCGAGGAGCCCGACAAGGCAGUGACCCGGGUGGGCAACGGGCAGGAUGGCGCUACCUGGCUAGGCACCGCUGCCAACUUCCUGUCUCGUUCCUUCUACUGGUGACCCAGUGGGGCCUCGCCAGCCCCAGGUCCAGAACCUGAGACUGGACGGACCAGCCUGACUGUUACCACGGAGACUUGUUACCACCCGUAUUAUUCCAUGCUGCUGGUCAUGCACACAGACAAGAUCCCUCAUGUACAGUAUGAAUUGAAGCCUGUUUUUGUCUGGCUGCCGUUCCAGAAAAACAGUGUGGAUCUCUGUAAGGAGCAGACCCACUAGAUUGGAGCAGUAUUCUGUUACACACCAAACUGUAUUGUCCUUGUCAUUACUUUUUUUAGGACCAAAUCUUUUUGGAGAUGCAUGUGGAAAUUUCACUUCUCAGAAUGAGGCUUCAAAAACGUAAGGUGUCAUGGAUAAAUAUGUUGACCAAGAGAUAUAGUUGGUUUUCCAGUGCUACAUAACGUUAGCUGGAGCUCUCUGCUGUGCCUUUGUUAAGUGGUAUUUGGACCUGGUUGCUGUGUUUGGAUUCUGAGUGACAAACAUGUCCCCCUGAUGGGUUUGGUCUGCCGUGGGCGCGUGCAUUAUCGGGUGGCAGUGCAUCACCUUGAACAUGCCGUGUAUAAGCUGUAGUACAUAAAUACUAACUGGCAAACAAUCUGUAAGACCCUGAGGGAGGAAGUACUGGCCGUCAGAACGGGUUGUAUUACACCAAGUACUUAGUGGCACACUGAAUGACUUGAAGGAUCAUGUUGAUACGGUCCAGGACAGCCUGUACCCUAGCAGGUGAAUGAACAGUAAAGCACCCAAUCAUAAAGUCUCAUUGCAAAAGGUCACAUGGUUAUUUGCCGUUAGUCGGUUGAGGAUCCGGCUCAACUCCAACCAUGCAUGAGAUAAAACCAACGUCCCAUUAUGAAGUUAGAUAGUCUAUCAAGUUUAAUGGUUCAAUUGCUGGGGGACGAAAGGGUGUCAGAAGAUGAACUGAUGAUCAUAUGGAAGAUCGUGUAACACUUUACAAUAAGGUUUCAUGAAACUUUGGUCAACUAUUGAUUAUUUAAUUCAGUAAUAAGCAUUAUUAAAUAGCAUUAC
Messenger RNA from Gadus chalcogrammus (walleye pollock), 2126 nucleotides. RefSeq names its product armadillo repeat-containing protein 1-like. Lineage: Eukaryota; Metazoa; Chordata; Actinopteri; Gadiformes; Gadidae. The transcript is spliced from 7 exons. Bases 276 to 1103 code for a protein of 275 amino acids. The record is from RefSeq and is a predicted model, not a curated record. Gene Ontology annotation, molecular function: protein binding; metal ion binding.